Messenger RNA from Fusarium musae, 897 nucleotides. RefSeq lists its product as uncharacterized. Lineage: Eukaryota; Fungi; Ascomycota; Sordariomycetes; Hypocreales; Nectriaceae. The transcript has 2 exons. Gene Ontology annotation, molecular function: amino acid transmembrane transporter activity. Gene Ontology annotation, biological process: amino acid transmembrane transport. The record is from RefSeq and is a predicted model, not a curated record. Gene Ontology annotation, cellular component: membrane. Bases 1 to 897 code for a protein of 298 amino acids.
AUGACUACCUCGCUUGAGAAAGCAGAUGGUCAUGAGAACAUCUCUACCACUGUCGCUGAUCAUGUUGUCAUCACUACUAUCCAACAAACCCGUCGAGGCCUAUCACCUCGCCAUGUUCAGCUCAUGACCAUUGCCGGUGGUAUUGGUGUUGAUCUUUUCGUCGGUGUUGGCGGUGUCUUGUCCAAAGCUGGUCCAUUGCCUCUCAUCAUCGGAUACCUAAUUUACGGUCUUGGCUUCAUUUGGCCUACUAUGCUGAACAUUGCCGAGAUGGCAGCAUGGCUUCCCAUUCGCGGCUCAAUCUACGAAUUAGCCUCCCUGUUUGUCGAUCCAGCGCUGGGAUUCGCAAUGGGAUGGACAUACUUCUAUGCGGGAGCCAUGUUGGUCUGUACCGAGUGCGUUGAUGUCGCAACUGUUAUGCAGUACUGGAACACCGACAUCAAUCCUGCUGUCUGGAUUGCCAUAGCGUCGUAUUUAUGUUACUUCAUGAAUAUGGUUGCUGUCAGAUGGUAUGGAGAAGCCGAGUUUAUCAUGGGCUCUACCAAGAUCCUCUUGAUUCUUGGCCUUAUCAUGGCGACCUUUGUCACCAUGGUUGGCGGCAACCCUCAUCAUGAUGCCUACGGCUUCCGAAACUGGAAGAAUGGAGAUACGGCCCAUGAAUACUACGCUGAAGGAGCCACCGGCAUCUCUCUUAGUAACUGUAUCUGUGUGCGAUAUGCCGUCUUCACGAUCGGAGGCCCAGAUAUCAUUUCCCUGUCUGCUGGCGAGAUCCGAAACCCGCGCAAGACGAUUCCCAAGGUUGCCAAAUUGAUCGUUGGCCGGAUUCUAUUCUUCUAUGUUGUCGGAAUCCUUGCUGUCGGCAUCAUCUGCAACUCGCGAGGCCUUGGACGUCUGCGCUAG